Messenger RNA from Alligator sinensis (Chinese alligator), 3701 nucleotides. It is a transcript of the gene ARHGAP24, whose product is annotated as Rho GTPase activating protein 24. The record is from RefSeq and is a predicted model, not a curated record. Gene Ontology annotation, cellular component: focal adhesion. Lineage: Eukaryota; Metazoa; Chordata; Crocodylia; Alligatoridae. The transcript has 9 exons. Gene Ontology annotation, biological process: signal transduction; negative regulation of ruffle assembly; activation of GTPase activity. Gene Ontology annotation, molecular function: GTPase activator activity. The coding region runs from base 1335 to 3320 and encodes 661 amino acids.
GGAGGAGGGCUGGAACCUCCUAUGAGACCAAGAGCACUGAGACCUGCUGCUUAAGCUGCCACACGUGACAACAGCUUGAAGUCAACUCAAAGUCAACAACAGAAAAAAAAAAAAAAAAGAAAGAAAUCAAUGUUGCGGCAGCUCCCUCCUUUAGAUUGUUUUGCUUGCACCUGCUGCAUGCGGCUGGCUGAGCAGAAGGCAGCAGCAGCUCUGAAACACUCUGAUGAGAACAGUGGGAAAGGGAAGAGACGAGCACGACAUCCCCUUCGCGGAAGCGUGCAUUCUGCAGUCCAUCCCAAGAAUCUUUCCAGCAAGGAAGCAGCACUGCUGUAUCUGACAUGUCUCUAACACAGGAACCUCUGGUAGUUUGAAGGCAAAAAAAAAAAAAAAAGCCCAAGGAAGAAACCUACAAGGACAUCAGGAAAGGGAGAUGGCUACAUAAAGGGCUCUUUGAAAAUAAUCCAUUCUGGACAGCUCCAUUUGGGUGAAGGUGCCUUUAUAAAGAUUCCCUCUUUGCACAGAUAAAAGGAGCCAGCAAGGAGUAUCCUGGAUAAUUCUUCAGGGGACCUUUUUGUCAUUGUUUGCAUUUUUUCCCUCAUACAUCGCUAUGUGCUGACCUUUUCCAAUGGAAUUUGAAUCCCCUGCUACUCCACCCACAGUUCCAGCUGAGAGGAAGAGCUCUUUCCUCCCCACCCCCCCAUCACAACUCCUUCUUUCCUCCUGCAGACACUUCUAUUUGAAUAGAAGAUAUAUCUUUUCGCUGACAUUCUUUUGUUGUGACAGGGCAUAACAGUUGUCUCACCUCAGGAAAUAAAGGAAAAAGAGCAAAGGAAUUAGAAAGACGGAAAGAAAUUGUCCCCAGAGGAGAACUGAAGCAGGAAAGAUAACAUUAAAAAUAUUAAAACUCUACAAAGAUCUAGAAGAUCCCAAAUCUUCAAGCUUUAGAAGAAAAAUGUACUAUAAAAAGCUCCCAAAGAGCCCAUAACAAUGAACAGUCAUGGUGUUUCAUCUGGCUGCAGCUUUUAAAAGAAAGCUUUGAGGGUGAAACUGGGGCCCUGGCCUAUAUGAUGCCUGAAGAUAAAAAUGCUGGGGUCCGCACAUCAGGUGCCUUAGCAUCAGCUCCUUUCAUUCCUAAAACUACCUAUAGGAGAAUUAAACGGUGUUUUAGUUUUCGAAAAGGACUCUGCGAAGAAGCCUAUAACAGUCACGUGCUGGUUCUAAGAAGCAUGUCUGAAAGGGGGAAUGAAAAUAAAGGGCCAAAUUCUCAUCUCCAUUCAGAGUGGCAAUAAAUGGCCUUGCACAAGGGCUGAUCUCUACUUUGCUCCUCCAAUAGGAUGAAGUUGAAGUUGCAAGGUAUUUUUGGACAGAAGCUGGAAGACACGGUACAAUAUGAGAAGAGGUAUGGGAACCGUCUGGCUCCCAUGUUGGUGGAGCAAUGUGUGGAUUUUAUCCGACUGCAGGGCCUGAAAGAAGAAGGACUUUUUAGACUUCCAGGCCAGGCUAACCUUGUCAAAGAGUUACAGGAUGCAUUUGACUGUGGAGAGAAGCCAUCAUUUGACAGCAAUACAGAUGUGCACACAGUGGCAUCACUGCUCAAGCUGUAUCUAAGAGAACUCCCAGAACCAGUUAUUCCCUAUGCAAAACAUGAGGAUUUUCUUUCCUGUGCCAAGCUGCUCAGCAAGGAGGAGGAAAUGCACCCAGCCAACAACUAUUUAUGGUAUCAUGAUCAUGUUUCCAUCCUGAAUUACACUGAAAUCAAACAACCUGGAACAAUGCCAAAGGCUCGGCUGAACCAAAAUGCACUGGGGCUGAAGGAAUUAGUGAAGCAAGUACAGAGUCUUCCACCUGUUAAUUUCAAUUUGCUGAAGUACAUCUGUAGAUUCCUGGAUGAAGUCCAAUCGUAUUCUGGUGUAAACAAAAUGAGUGUGCAAAAUCUAGCAACUGUCUUUGGUCCCAACAUCCUGCGCCCAAAAGUAGAAAAUCCUCUGACCAUCAUGGAGGGUACUGUAUUGGUCCAGCAACUAAUGUCAGUGAUGAUAAGCAAACAUGAAGAGCUGUUUCCCAAGGAUGCAGACCUUCAGACAAGGCAGGAGGUAUGCAACAACAACAAUGAGAUUCCGAAGAAAAUAAUCAUUGGUCAACUGCAGAACAAGGAGAACAAUAACACCAAGGAAACAGCACUGAGGCACUGUUCUUGGGACAAACCAGAGUCUCCCCAGAGGGGAAGCAUGAAUAAUGGGUCUCCCAUAGCUCUGCCAGGGAGCAAAUCAAAUAGCCCAAGAAACAGCAUUCAGAAACUUGAUGUCACAAAAAGCCCACCUCUCACGGUAAAAAAAAAUCCAGCCUUUAAUAAAGGCAGUGGCAUAGUCACCAAUGGGUCCUUCAGCAGCUCUGUGGAAGGCCACGAGAAGACCCAGACCUUACCAAUUUGUAAGCUGCAGGCCAGGAGGACAUCAUUCUUAAAAGGACCAGUUACUAAACUGGGCAUGCACAGUGUGCAGGAUGGAGGAGUGCGCAUGGGCAUUUCCAGCACAGAUGGGCACAGCAAUACUCUGAACAGCUGGACUGCAACCUGGAUGCCCAGUGGGUAUGUCACUCUUAGGGACAACAAGCAAAAGGAGUCAGUGAGUGACUCUGGGCAGCACAAUAGACUCUCCACCUAUGACAAUGUCCACCAGCAGUUCUCCAUUGUGAACUCCGAUGAUAAGCAGAGCAUAGAUAGCGCCACUUGGUCCACAUCCUCUUGUGAAAUAUCCCUUCCUGAGCACUCCAACUCUUGUCGAACAUCUACCACCACCUGCCCUGAACACAACUUUUAUGGGGGUAAUUUCAAAGACUCAGUGCUAGAUGGACCACGACAAGAAGACCUCUCCAACCAAGGAGACUUUGAAAGUAAAAGAAGCGUUGACAGAAGAAGCGUAGGGGGACACAGCAGCCAGGCUACCAGCAGCAGUGAGAAUAGUGAAACGUUUGUAGUGAACAGUACCAACAAUCACAGUGCUCUGCACAGCCUUGUGUCCAGCUUAAAGCAGGAGAUAGCAAAACAAAAGCUUGAGUAUGAAAUGAGGAUAAAGAGCUUGGAACAGAGAAAUCUCACCCUGGAGACAGAAAUGAUGACCCUUCUCGAAGAGCUGGAUCAAGAGAGGAAAAAAUUUACAAUGGUAGAAAUCAAAAUGCGCAAUGCCGAACGGGCAAAAGAUGAUGCAGAGAAGAGGAAUGAUAUGCUACAAAAAGAGAUGGAGCAGUUUUUCUCAACAUUCGGAGAACUGGCUAUGGAGCCUUGCAGACCAGAGACAGGCAACACUGUAUGGAUCCAAUAAGCAUUCAUAAUCAAAACUUUGGAAAUUUGGGAAGCAUUAGCUGGGUAUUAGACAGCAUCAGGUGGCUGGUCACCUGACUGAGGCUAGCACUCAACAUAAGGUUGUAAACCCUUGAAGGAAGAAACCAAACAGAAAUUAACUACCCCAUGUCUGCAACGUGUACUUUCAAGUUAUAUUCUUUAAAUGCUUCAUGAUGCUACUGUCAAGUGUUACAACUGGAUGCGUGUAUAUAGAUUUAAAAAAUCAUCCUAAAGAGAGCGAGAAAUGCAGCUCAAGAGAUAUUUUAAUGCAAGGCUUGUAUUUAAAUUGGUACACUGAAAUGUUGCAAUCAAGCUUUAUAUCAAGGCACUUAACAUAAUAAAGUAUUUUUGGCAUUGUGUU